AUGGUAUCUUCACUAGCAUCGGGCCAGUCCUCCGAUACCGGCUCGGAGUAUUCAGAAUACUCCGUCUACUCCAGAAGUUACCAUCCCAGGGACUUGUUCUACGACUUCAUCGACUCGUUCAAGCCCUUCGACUACUCCGUCUUACCACCUAUAUACAAUACUGAAGACACCCUUGUGUCAGACAAACUGGUCCUUCACCCCAACCACCCACAAUUUGAUUAUUCACAUCUCACAGAGCUUGAGAGAGCGGCUUUGGUCACGGCAACAUCGCCCCUUUCAAAGCACUUGAAAACUCGUCAUUUGACCCUUAUCUCCCUUGGUGGUGCUAUCGGUACCGGGCUCUUCAUAGGUCUGGCUCUGUCCUUGAGCCAUGCUGGCCCUCUAGGAAUGCUCUUGGUGUGGAUCUUUAUCGGCUCGAUCACCUUCACGACGAUGUCGUCACUUUCAGAAUUAGCAACUGCUUUUCCUAUUGCUGGUUCCUUUGUCACAUUCACCACAUUAUUCAUAGAUGCCUCCUGUGGCUUCGCUAUAGCUUGGAACUAUGCCUUACAGUGGUUGGUAACCAUGCCUCUAGAACUUGUUGCAGUCUCGAUGACAUUCUCCUAUUGGAAUACAGAUGUUCAUCCGGCUGUGUAUGUUGCCAUCUUCUACGUAGUCAUUGUAGUGAUCAACUUGUUCGGUGUAAAAGGAUACGGUGAGGCAGAGUCCUUGUUCAGUAUUAUCAAAAUUAUAGCCGUCAUCGGCUUCAACAUCUUGUCCAUCAUUAUAGUCACCGGGGGUGUCCCUGGACAACCCUACAUCGGAGGCAAGUACUGGCAUAAACCAGAAGGAGGGUUAUUUAACACUGUGGAGCCAUUUAAACAAUGCUGCUACAUCAUUGCUAAUGCCUCGUUUGCCUACGCUGGGGUAGAGAUCUUUGCCCUUGCGGCAGUAGAAAGUAAGCAGCCUAAGAAAUCGAUCAACAGCGCCAGAAAGCAGAUUUUCUACCGUAUUCUUGUUUUUUACAUCUGUUCGCUUGUAAUGAUUGGUUUGCUUGUGCCCUACACAGACGAGAGAUUGUUGGGAACUAACACUAAGGCCGGCAACAUUGGAGUUGAUAUCAACACCUCUCCAUUUGUAAUUGCAAUCAAAAACGCAAACAUCAGAGCAUUGCCUACUAUCAUGAACAUCGUGAUUAUAAUCACUGUUGUAUCAGUUGGAAAUGCCAGUGUGUAUGGCUCUUCUCGUGCCUUGUGUGCACUUGGAGCCUUGAGACAGGGUCCUUCUAUUUUGAACUUUAUAGAUCGUAGAGGUAGACCAAUGGCUGGACUUCUAGUCCAGUUUGCCUUUGGAUUGUUAGCCUUCUUGGUAGCAAUUCCUGGCCCCAGUGUAACGACUCAGAUCUUCAACUGGCUCUUAAGUUUGUCUGGUCUCAGUAUCUUGUUCACGUAUUUGUCGAUUAACAUCUGCCACUUGAGAUUCCGCAGGGCUUUGAAUGUCAGAGCCAGACUUCCUCAGGAUGAACUUGUCUACACUUCACCAGUGUGGGUAUCGUGGUAUGCCAUCAUCUGCAUCAUAACUGUGUUGGGAUUGCAGUUCUGGGCAGCUUUGUUCCCACCAGGCAACCACGCAGCAGAUUGGGAGAGCUUCUUGACCAUAUACUUGGGGUUGCCUGUGUUGAUUUUGUUCUACAUAUGUCACAAGAUCUAUGCCAAAAUCUUCUUGAAGGUGCCAUUGACUAAGUUUUGGCUCACUGCUGAAGAAAUAGAUAUCGACACUGGAAGAAGACAGAUUGACAUGGAAGCAUUGAAGCAAGAGAUUGCUGAAGAGAGAUUGAGCUUCCAAUCCAAACCAUUGUAUUAUAAGGUGUUCCGGUUUUUCUGCUAG
Messenger RNA from Scheffersomyces stipitis CBS 6054, 1866 nucleotides. Its product is annotated as Aap1p. Gene Ontology annotation, biological process: amino acid transmembrane transport. The transcript has 2 exons. NCBI's taxonomy places the organism in Eukaryota, Fungi, Ascomycota, Pichiomycetes, Serinales, Debaryomycetaceae. Gene Ontology annotation, cellular component: membrane. The record is from RefSeq and is a predicted model, not a curated record. Gene Ontology annotation, molecular function: amino acid transmembrane transporter activity. Bases 1 to 1866 code for a protein of 621 amino acids.